ACGUUACUCUUAUACCAAGAGAGAGAAACGACCCUCUCAAAAUUUUCCAGGAAACUUAAGCUCCCGAGAAAAUAAUAUUAAAAGAAAAAGAAAAUAAGAGGGAGAGAGCAUGGCGACGCCGUUAACGGGGCCGCAGCACUUGGACGGAGGAGGAGGAGUGGCGGUGCUGUCGAAUCCCGUGAAGAAGGUCGAUUCUUCCGCCAAUGGUGGUGGCGGCUUCAAUCGCUCCCUAUUGGAAUCGCCUAUUCGGAUUUUCUCUUUCUUCCACAAGUCGAUUCGGAACGAGCUCGAUGCACUGCACCGAUUGGCCAUGGCUUUCGCCACCGGAAACCGCUCCGACAUUCGACCCCUCUCCGAACGCUACCAUUUCCUCAGAUCGAUGUACAGGCACCACUGCAAUGCCGAAGAUGAGGUGGUUUUUCCAGCUCUAGAUAUACGAGUGAAGAAUGUAGCACAGACAUAUUCUCUAGAACACGAGGGUGAAAGCAAUCUUUUUGAUCAUCUAUUUGAGCUGUUAAACUCUUCCAUCCAUACUGAUGAAAAUUUCCCAAAGGAGUUAGCAUCCUGCACUGGAGCUUUGCAGACAUCUGUCAGUCAACACAUGGCUAAGGAAGAGGAGCAGGUAUUUCCGCUGCUUAUUGAGAAGUUCUCUCUUGAGGAACAGGCAUCUUUAGUUUGGCAGUUUCUUUGCAGUAUUCCUGUGAAUAUGAUGGUAGAAUUUCUUCCAUGGCUUUCAACAUCUAUUUCACCUGAUGAAUCUCAGGAUUUACGGAAGUGCUUAAGCAAGAUAGUGCCGGAGGAAAAACUUCUUCAGAAGGUUAUUUUCACCUGGAUGGAAGGGAGAAGUAGUGCUAACACAGUUGAAAAUUGUGUAGAUCAUUCUCAGGUUCGAUGUAGUUCUAAGCCACUAACCCAUCAGAUUGGGAAAGUAAAUUGUGCUUGUGAGUCAUCUGCAACUGGGAAAAGGAAAUAUUCUGGAUCUAUCCUAGAUGUUUCUGAUAACACAGGAAGACAUCCUAUAGAUGAAAUAUUGCUUUGGCAUAAUGCAAUAAAAAAAGAGUUAAAUGAGAUAGCAGCGGAGACCAGAAAGAUACAGCUCUCAGGAGAUUUUACUAAUCUGUCAGCUUUUAAUGAAAGGUUGCAAUUCAUUGCUGAAGUUUGCAUAUUUCACAGUAUUGCUGAGGACAAGGUUAUUUUUCCAGCAGUAGAUGGAGAGUUUUCUUUCUUUCAGGAGCAUGCUGAAGAAGAAAGCCAAUUUAAUGAAUUCAGGUCUUUGAUUGAAAGUAUUCAAAGUGAAGAAGCAACAUCUAAUUCGGAAGCUGAAUUUUAUUCCAAGUUGUGCUCACAUGCUGAUCAUAUAAUGGAAACCAUACAGAGGCAUUUCCAUAAUGAAGAAGUUCAGGUUCUUCCACUUGCACGGAAGCACUUUAGCUUCAAAAGGCAACGUGAACUUCUGUAUCAAAGCUUGUGCAUGAUGCCGUUGAAAUUGAUUGAGCGUGUCCUGCCCUGGUUGGUUGGAUCAUUAACUGAAGAUGAAGCAAAGAUGUUUGUGAAAAAUAUGCAGUUGGCAGCUCCAGCAACAGACUCUGCUUUAGUCACGCUCUUCUGUGGUUGGACUUGCAAGGCUCGUAAUGUUGGACUGUGUUUGUCUUCAAGAGCAUCAGGUUGCUGUCCUGCUCAGAGACUUACUGAUAACGAAGAAAAUAUUGUUCGGCCUUCUUGUGCUUCUGCAUUAUCUGGUAGAGAUUGCUCAGUUUUAGCUGAAUCAGAUGGAACUCAAAGAUCAGUCAAGCGAAACAUAUUGCAGUUGCACAAGAAUGGAGAAGUCCCUAAAACUUCAGAAAAUGAAAGCAUCCUGACACAAUGUUGUAGUGCCUGGUCUUGUUGUGUGCCAGCUUUAGGUGUCAACGGUAACAAUUUGGGGCUGAGCUCACUUUCUACCACCAAGUCCUUACGCUCCUUGUCUUUCACGUCUUCUGCCCCAUCCCUGAAUUCUAGUCUUUUCAUAUGGGAAACAGACAGUAGCUCAUGUGAUGUUGGCUCUGCAGAAAGACCAAUUGAUACCAUAUUUAAAUUCCAUAAAGCUAUACGCAAAGACUUGGAGUAUUUAGACGUUGAAUCUGGAAAACUUUGUGAUGGUGAUGAAACAAUUAUUCGGCAAUUUAGUGGAAGAUUUCGUCUUUUGUGGGGUUUAUAUAGAGCUCAUAGUAAUGCUGAAGAUGAUAUUGUAUUUCCUGCAUUGGAAUCCAAAGAGACGCUUCAUAAUGUGAGCCAUUCUUACACCCUGGACCAUAAGCAGGAAGAAAAAUUAUUUGAAGGUAUUUCUUUAGUUCUUUCUGAGCUUUCUGUCCUUCAUGAAGCCUUGCAGAGGACCCAUAUGUCAGAGGAUUUAAGUGAACAUAAUUUUGGAAUUUCUGAUGUCAAUGGUAGUGAUAAUAUCAGAAAGUAUAAUGAGCUUGCAACCAAGCUUCAAGGGAUGUGCAAAUCUAUAAGAGUAGCCCUGGAUCAGCAUAUUUUCAGGGAAGAGCUAGAGCUUUGGCCAUUGUUUGGGAAACAUUUCACUGUGGAAGAACAAGACAAGAUAGUGGGCCGGAUAAUUGGAACUACAGGUGCUGAAGUUCUCCAAUCAAUGUUACCAUGGGUAACUUCUGCACUUACAGAGGAUGAACAGAACAAAAUGAUGGAUACAUGGAAACAGGCAACUAAGAACACUAUGUUCAAUGAAUGGCUAAAUGAAUGCUUAAAAGAGAGUCCAGCAUCUAUAUCAGAGACAGAAACAUCUGAGCGUAGCACUUGUCAAAGAGGUGCUGACUAUCAAGAAAGCUUGAACCUGAAUGAUCAGAUGUUCAAGCCAGGUUGGAAAGAUAUAUUCCGCAUGAAUCAAAAUGAACUGGAGUCAGAAAUCCGGAAGGUUUAUCGUGACUCAACUCUUGAUCCAAGGAGAAAGGCAUAUCUUAUGCAGAAUCUAAUGACAAGUCGCUGGAUAGCUGCCCAACAGAAGUUACCUAAAACUCUAUCCGGGGAAUCAUCUAAUAAACAAAUAGAAGGAUGCUCACCAUCAUUUCGGGACCCUGAGAAACAAGUAUUUGGUUGUGAGCACUAUAAGAGAAAUUGCAAGCUUCGAGCUGUUUGUUGUGGAAAGUUAUUUACAUGCAGAUUUUGCCAUGACAAUGUGAGCGAUCAUUCAAUGGAUAGAAAAGCAACAUUGGAAAUGAUGUGUAUGCACUGCAUGACUAUACAGCCUGUUGGGCCUAUAUGCAUGUCACCUUCAUGUCACGGACUUUCGAUGGCAAAAUACUAUUGCAACAUAUGCAAAUUUUUUGACGAUGAAAGGAAUGUUUAUCAUUGCCCAUUUUGCAACAUAUGCCGCGUUGGACUAGGGCUUGGGAUUGAUUAUUUUCAUUGUAUGAAAUGCAAUUGUUGCCUGGGGAUAAAAUCAGCGUCUCACAAGUGCCUGGAGAAAGGUUUAGAAAUAAACUGCCCAAUUUGCUGCGAUGACUUGUUCACAUCAAGUGCAACAGUCAGAGCUCUACCUUGCGGGCAUUACAUGCAUUCAUCUUGCUUUCAGGCGUACACUUGUAGUCACUACACCUGUCCAAUCUGCAGCAAGUCAUUGGGAGAUAUGGCGGUUUACUUUGGUAUGCUUGAUGCUUUAUUGGCUGCUGAGGAGCUUCCUGAAGAGUACAGGGACCGGCAUCAGGAUAUACUCUGCCAUGACUGUGAUCGAAAGGGCACCUCAGGCUUCCACUGGCUAUAUCACAAAUGUGAAUUUUGUGGCUCAUACAAUACCCGGGUGAUCAAGAGUGAGGCUACAAAUUCCACCUGCCCUUAGUGUGCUUCUUUUGACAAUGGAAGUACAGAGAGUUUGUAAAUACUUGUUAUAAUCAAUCCAAUUUUCCCCCAACCAGGAAACUGGUUACGUUCCAUUUUAUACACAAUGCUAGUGAGUCACACUUCCAAAGGCCUCUAGUGAGUUGUCUUCUCGUAAGCCGGAGAUAGAAGAACCAAUUAGUUCCAUAGUUGUCAUGUACAGAUUCUUCCUAACUUCUUUUUGUAAUGGAUACUUCAGCUUCUCUUCUUUUCUACUUCUAGUUAAAGUUCAUUUAAGUGUGCACUUGGGGUUGCUUUGCACACACACACACACACACGUUGUUGGUGAAAGUACGUCCUAAUU
Molecule: messenger RNA, 4174 nt
Organism: Gastrolobium bilobum
Lineage: Eukaryota; Viridiplantae; Streptophyta; Magnoliopsida; Fabales; Fabaceae
Product: zinc finger protein BRUTUS-like
Exons: 14
Coding region: 110-3832 (1240 amino acids)
Biological process (GO): ubiquitin-dependent protein catabolic process; protein ubiquitination
Cellular component (GO): nucleus
Molecular function (GO): zinc ion binding; ubiquitin protein ligase activity
Source: RefSeq, a predicted model, not a curated record